Messenger RNA from Meloidogyne enterolobii, 270 nucleotides. The record is from the annotation of a GenBank genome assembly. Lineage: Eukaryota; Metazoa; Nematoda; Chromadorea; Rhabditida; Meloidogynidae.
AUGUGGAGGUCUUCAAUAUUCCUUUUUGUGGUUUUCUCAAUUAAUUUUUGUUUUUCACAAAAAGAACCGGUUGGACAAAAUUUAAUACUUUUUUUAGUUGAUGGUCUAGGAGCUAAUUUGUUUAAUAAUACUGAUUCUAGAAUGAAAUUUGGGGCAAAAACGCUUAUUGAGAAUGGGGUAGAAGCAGAUUAUCUUAUCCCUGUUUUUCCAACUCAAUCAUAUCCAAAUUGGUUUAGUUUAGCAACUGGUAUGUUUUUAAUUUUGUUAUAA